GCGAACUCGAGACAAUUGAAACGAAUGAAUAGCGGCAUUUCAUAAUCUUCUUCCACAAUCAAGGGUUGGGGGAGUGAGUGAGUGAGUGAGACAGUAAGAACCAGAGUUGACCUGACCAGCACGAGUUGCUGAAUGAAUUGGCUCCAUACAAAUUCAUUCCAACCGGUAAUGUAAAAUGUUUUGCUCACCAGCUACCAUUCAACGCAACACAACGCAAGGUAACCUUCCAGUCUCUCUCACACUCUCUCUCGCGCGCACACACGCAAAGAAAAGAAAAGAAUCUGGUCUCAAUCCAGACCUGAGCCCCACCAUUCUUCCUAUCCCCGACCUCUCUGCCUCUGUUUCUUUAUCCAGAUCCCCACACCACACGACCGGACAGGCUCCGCUCCGGAGGGACAGUGACGAUCGAUGGAGGUCUCGUGGGAGACGAGCGUGACCGACUCCAUCAACACCAUCUACCUCCUCUUCUCAGCAUACCUGGUGUUCGUAAUGCAGCUCGGCUUCGCCAUGCUCUGCGCUGGCUCAGUCCGCGCCAAGAAUGCCAUGAACAUCAUGCUCACUAACGUCGUUGACGCUGUCGUCGGCAGCAUCUCCUACUACCUCUUCGGCUUCGCCUUCGCCUUCGGAGACUCCAACCCCUUCAUCGGCACCUUUUUCUUCGCCCUCAAGGACGUCCCCAACGCCACCUACGACUACAGCUACUUCCUCUACCAGUGGGCCUUCGCCAUCGCCGUCGCCGGCAUCACCAGCGGCUCCAUCGCUGAGCGCACCCAGUUCAGCGCUUACCUUGUCUUCUCCUUCUUCCUCACGGGCUUCGUUUACCCCAUUGUGGCCCACUGGGUCUGGUCCUCCAGCGGGUGGCUCAGCCCCAGCUCCACCAGCCCCUUCCUUGGGUCGGGCGCCAUUGACUUUGCCGGCAGCGGGGUGGUCCAUUUAGUGGGCGGGGUUGCUGGGCUCUGGGGCUCUUUGAUCGAAGGCCCGAGAGUGGGCCGGUUCGAUGCCUUUGGUAAGGCCGUGCCAAUGAGGGGCCACAACGCUACCCUCGUCGUGCUCGGCACGUUCCUCCUGUGGUUCGGGUGGUUCGGGUUCAACCCUGGUUCGUACGACAAGAUACUCGUGCCUUACCCAAGCACUACUGACCAAGGGAACUGGACCGGCGUGGGCCGGACUGCUGUCACCACCACCCUUGCCGGGUCCACGGCUGGGAUCGUGACCCUAUUUGGCAGGCGCCUGCUCGUGGGCCACUGGGACGCACUCGAUGUGUGCAACGGCGUCCUAGGCGGGUUCGUCGCCAUAACCUCCGGCUGCUCAGUGGUGGAGCCUUGGGCUGCCAUUGUGUGCGGUUUUGUCUCAGCCUGGGUCCUAAUUGGGCUCAACAUCGUGGCCCUGAAGCUCAGGUUUGACGACCCACUGGAGGCGACCCAGCUCCACGGGGGAUGCGGCACAUGGGGCCUGAUCUUCACGGGCCUGUUUGCGAAGGAGGAGUUCGUGGUUCAAGCGUACAACUCUGGGGAGAGUGGUGUGUCCCGGCCCUAUGGACUGUUCAUGGGCGGGGGAUGGGGCCUUCUUGCAGCCCAAGUGGUGGAGGUUGUGGUGAUCAUCGGAUGGGUGAGUGCAACCAUGGGUCCUCUCUUCUUUGCACUUCACAAACUCAAGAUUCUGCGGAUUUCUGCCGAAGAGGAAAUGGCGGGUCUAGACAUCUCUAGCCAUGGAGGAUACGCCUAUAUGGGGCACCCGGAUGAAAGUCACCCUCGAUAUUACGCCGAGUACAUGCAGAUCCGCAGACAAUAAUGCGAUUCAUGAAGUCAAAAAUAUCUGAUCUGGCGUCCAUCCAUUUAUAUUUAGUAAAUUCAUUUCCAUUGUAUUCAAACGAAUACGAAAUUCUCAAAUAAGGAACAUAAUAAUGUCAAUACUCCCAAAUUUUAUAAUGA
Messenger RNA from Punica granatum (pomegranate), 1931 nucleotides. The record is from RefSeq and is a predicted model, not a curated record. NCBI's taxonomy places the organism in Eukaryota, Viridiplantae, Streptophyta, Magnoliopsida, Myrtales, Lythraceae.